Molecule: messenger RNA, 273 nt
Organism: Trichobilharzia regenti
Lineage: Eukaryota; Metazoa; Platyhelminthes; Trematoda; Strigeidida; Schistosomatidae
Source: the annotation of a GenBank genome assembly
AUGGAUAAUCCUUUACGCGCUAAAAAUCACGAAAGACCUACAGGAUUAAACCGUCUUAAGCAGAUGGUUAAGGCAAAUCCACUGAUUAUUGUGGGCUUUGUUUUCACUGGGGGUGUGCUUGCUCGCUGUUAUUACGCCAAAGGCAAAGAACUCCAGCGUUUAUUGAUACUACGUCCUUUGGGCCAAGUAUUCACAAUUUCAAUGCUUAUGUACUCUGUAUAUAAAAUUGAACCCGAAGCUUUUGAGAAAGGUUUCUUCAGAUCUGAAAAAUAG